AUGGAAGAAGCUCGUCAAGGGAAGAAAAUGCAACCUGUAUUGUUAACAGGUCAUGAUGAAGAAGCUGUUGUGGAUAUGGGCAAAAUCAGCUCUACUAUCAAUACAAAUUUUGAGAAAGAAGAACUAGAGAGCCACAGAGCUGUGUAUAUUGGAGUUCAUGUCCCACUUGGAAAGUCAGGCCGUCGACGGCAUAGGCAUCGUGGGCACAGGCACCAUAGAAGAAAAAAAGAAAAAGAAACUGAUAGAGAGGAUGGCCGAGAAUCUCCAUCAUAUGACACACCAUCCCAACGAGUGCAGUUUAUCUUGGGUACCGAAGAUGAUGAUGAACACAUUCCUCAUGAUCUCUUCACUGAAAUGGAUGAACUUUGCUUCAGGGACGGAGAAGAAUAUGAAUGGAGAGAAACUGCUAGGUGGCUGAAGUUUGAAGAGGAUGUUGAAGAUGGCGGUGAUCGAUGGAGCAAGCCUUAUGUAGCAACUCUGUCUCUGCACAGUCUCUUUGAACUGCGGAGCUGUAUUCUUAAUGGGACGGUCAUGUUGGACAUGAGAGCAAACACACUUGAUGAGAUAGCAGAUAUGGUUUUGGACAGCAUGAUUGCCUCUGGCCAGCUGGAUGAAUCCAUAAGAGAGAAUGUGAGAGAGGCUCUUCUAAAGAGGCACCAUCAUCAGAAUGAGAAAAAAUUCAGCAGUCGGAUUCCUCUAGUUCGGUCUUUCGCAGAUAUAGGCAAGAAACAUUCUGACCCUCUCUUGCUUGAACGAAAUGGGGAAGGCCUUUCAGCCUCCCGCCACUCUUUGCGAACAGGUCUCUCUGCCUCAAAUCUUUCCCUGAGAGGAGACAGCCGUUUGUCAGUUCUUCUCAGUUACCUUCUUCCUUCUUCAAGAGCUGGGACCCCGGCAGCCUCAAGGUGUACAACCCCCGUAACCACCCCUCAAAACACACCACCCUCCAGCCCUACCUGCAGGCUCCCGCCAGCCACAAGUGCCCAGCCAAGCCCACUUCAGGGCAAGGAAUUGCUGGUGUCACCUGCCAGUGAUGAUAUUCCUUCAGUAGUAAUCCACCCACCUGAGGAGGACUUAGAAGUGCAGGAAAGCCAGGAAAAGAAGACAGAGGAAACUAUUGGCAAAACACCAGGGCUAUUGGCAUCUCCACAGUCAGCACCUGGAAAUUUAGACACCGGAAAAAGUGGAGAUGUUAAAGGUACUGGGACAGGAGGAAGCAGAGAAAACAGCACAGUUGAUUUUAGUAAGGAGUCAGCCUCCUGGCACUGUAGUUGUGGCACACUUGGUGUGGGACUCAAGAGGCCAUCUGUUGAUAUGAACUUCAUGAGGAAAAUUCCUUCAGGAGCAGAAGCAUCAAAUGUUUUAGUGGGAGAAGUAGAUUUUUUAGAAAGACCUAUUAUUGCUUUUGUGAGGCUCUCCCCUGCAGUGCUUCUCUCGGGUCUCACAGAGGUUCCAGUCCCUACACGGUUUUUGUUUUUGUUGCUGGGACCAGCAGGAAAAGCUCCACAGUACCAUGAAAUUGGACGAUCAAUAGCAACACUUAUGACAGAUGAUGUUUUCCAUGAUGUUGCCUAUAAAGCAAAAGACCGAAAUGAUUUGUUGUCAGGAAUUGAUGAGUUUUUAGACCAAGUGACAGUCCUGCCUCCGGGAGAGUGGGAUCCAUCUAUACGAAUUGAGCCACCAAAAAGUGUUCCUUCUCAGGAGAAAAGGAAGGCACCUAAAUUUCCAAAUGGAUCUACUCCUACAGGAGAGGCUCUUAAAGAAGAAGGCCAUCAUGCUGGACCUGAACUUCAGAGAACUGGAAGGCUUUUUGGUGGUUUGAUACUUGACAUCCAAAGGAAAGCACCUUUUUUCUUGAGUGACUUCAAGGAUGCAUUAAGCCUGCAGUGCCUGGCCUCGAUUCUUUUCCUAUACUGUGCCUGUAUGUCUCCUGUAAUCACUUUUGGAGGGCUCCUGGGAGAAGCUACAGAAGGCAGAAUAAGUGCAAUAGAGUCUCUCUUUGGAGCCUCAUUAACUGGCAUUGCCUAUUCUCUGUUUGCUGGGCAACCUCUUACUAUCUUGGGAAGCACAGGACCAGUUCUAGUAUUUGAAAAAAUAUUAUUUAAAUUUUGCAGGGAUUAUGGUCUUUCCUACCUCUCCCUGCGAACCAGCAUUGGUCUGUGGACUGCAUUUCUUUGCAUUGUGCUUGUAGCCACAGAUGCCAGCAGCCUCGUAUGCUACAUCACUCGAUUCACUGAGGAAGCUUUUGCAGCACUCAUAUGCAUCAUAUUUAUUUAUGAGGCAUUGGAAAAGCUUGUUCAUCUGGGAGAAGUGUAUGCCUUCAAUAUGCACAAUGAUUUGAAUAAACUGACUUCAUAUUCAUGUGUGUGUACUGAGCCUGAUAAACCAAGCAAUGAAACAUUGCAUGUGUGGAGGAUUAUGAAUAAAUCUGGUGAAGAUAUAGCAUGGAGUAACCUUACAGUUUCUGAAUGUUUAGAAUAUCAUGGUGUGUUUCGUGGAUCAGCUUGUGGCCAUCAUGGACCAUAUAUUCCAGAUGUUCUCUUCUGGUCUGUCAUACUGUUUUUCACAACAUUUUUCCUCUCCUCUUUCCUUAAAAAAUUCAAGACCAAACGCUAUUUCCCAACAAAGGUGCGUUCCACCAUCAGUGACUUCGCAGUAUUUCUGACCAUAGUAAUCAUGGUUUUGAUUGACUAUCUUGUAGGAGUACCUUCUCCUAAGCUUCAGGUUCCAGAGAAGUUUGAACCUACCCGAAAAGACCGAGGAUGGUUCAUAGAUCCUCUUGGAGGUAAUCCUUGGUGGACACUCUUGAUUGCUGCUCUUCCUGCUUUACUCUGUACCAUUCUCAUUUUCAUGGAUCAACAAAUAACAGCUGUUAUUAUAAACAGGAAAGAACAUAAACUGAAGAAAGGCUGUGGUUAUCAUCUUGAUCUGCUCAUGGUUGGUAUUAUGUUGGGAAUAUGUUCUCUCAUGGGCUUGCCAUGGUUUGUUGCUGCAACUGUCCUGUCUAUAAGUCAUGUUAACAGCCUGAAAGUUGAAUCUGAGUGCUCAGCACCAGGAGAGCAACCAAAGUUUUUGGGAAUCCGGGAGCAGCGAGUGACAGGAUUGAUGAUUUUUGUGCUGAUGGGGAUGUCAGUGUCCAUGACCUCUGUGUUAAAGUUUAUUCCGAUGCCAGUUUUGUAUGGCGUCUUUCUUUAUAUGGGAGUAUCUUCAUUAAAAGGCAUUCAGUUUUUUGAUCGUAUAAAACUGUUUGGAAUGCCUGCCAAACAUCAACCGGACCUGAUUUAUCUACGUUAUGUGCCACUCUGGAAGGUCCAUAUCUUUACAGUUGUUCAGCUCACUUGUCUAGUUCUGUUGUGGGUGAUUAAGGCUUCUGCAGCUGCUGUUGUUUUCCCUAUGAUGGUUCUAGCAUUAGUGUUCAUUCGCAAGCUCAUGGAUUUAUGUUUCACCAAAAGAGAGCUUAGCUGGCUUGACGAUCUUAUGCCGGAAAGUAAAAAGAAGACAGAAGAUGACAAAAAGAUAAAAGAGAAAGAAGAAGCAGAGAGAAUGUUUUCAGACAAUGACAGUGUACACCUUGCAUAUGGAGAAGCAAAUCUGGAUUUUCCUGUAAAAACUCUGAAAUACAGCAUUGAUCCCUCAGUUGUAAACAUAUCAGACGAAAUGGCCAAAACUGCACAGUGGAAGGCUCUUGCCAUGAGUACUGAGAAUGCCAAAGUAACCAGAGCUAACCUGAGCCCUGAAAAACCAGAAAGUGUGAAAAUAGAAGUGGAAAAUGCACCUGUUGUGAGAUAUGUGGAUGCUGAAACAUCUUUAUAG
This is a messenger RNA of Cinclus cinclus, 3810 nucleotides long. RefSeq names its product solute carrier family 4 member 7 (gene SLC4A7). The transcript is spliced from 28 exons. The record is from RefSeq and is a predicted model, not a curated record. Lineage: Eukaryota; Metazoa; Chordata; Aves; Passeriformes; Cinclidae. Bases 1 to 3810 code for a protein of 1269 amino acids. Gene Ontology annotation, biological process: bicarbonate transport; monoatomic anion transport; transmembrane transport. Gene Ontology annotation, cellular component: basolateral plasma membrane; apical plasma membrane; plasma membrane. Gene Ontology annotation, molecular function: monoatomic anion transmembrane transporter activity; solute:inorganic anion antiporter activity; sodium:bicarbonate symporter activity.